This is a messenger RNA of Colossoma macropomum (tambaqui), 633 nucleotides long. RefSeq names its product claudin j (gene cldnj). Bases 1 to 633 code for a protein of 210 amino acids. Gene Ontology annotation, cellular component: bicellular tight junction; plasma membrane. Gene Ontology annotation, biological process: cell adhesion; bicellular tight junction assembly. Lineage: Eukaryota; Metazoa; Chordata; Actinopteri; Characiformes; Serrasalmidae. The record is from RefSeq and is a predicted model, not a curated record. The transcript has a single exon. Gene Ontology annotation, molecular function: structural molecule activity.
AUGGCUCUGCAGGUCCUGGGCAUCACCCUGUCCAUGAUCGGCCUGGCCGGCACCAUCAUCAUCUGCGCCCUGCCCAUGUGGAAGGUCACCGCCUUCAUCGGCACCAACAUCGUGGUGGCUCAGGUCUUCUGGGAGGGCCUGUGGAUGACCUGCGUUUACGAGCGCACGGGCCAGAUGCAGUGCAAGUUGUACGACGCCCUGCUGGACCUGGACCCCUCGCUGCAGGCCUCCCGUGGCCUUGUGGUCACCACAAUGGCACUUGCAUGCCUGGCCUUCAUCAUCUUCCUGCUUGGGGCGGACUGCACCAACUGCCUGAGUAACCCUCGGGCCAAGGCCCGCAUCGUGGUGGCCUCUGGAAUCACAUUCAUGCUCUCGGCCCUCACCACCGUGGUGCCCGUGUCCUGGACGGCUGACGCCAUCAUCAGGGACUUCCACAACCCCAUAGUGCACGAGGCUCUGAAGAGGGAGAUGGGGGCGGCCAUCUAUGUGGGCUGGGUCACAGCGGGGUUCCUGUUCGUCGGAGGGGCAGUUCUCUGCACCAGCUGCCCGCCAGAGAGGGUCCACCACUCGUCCAGAUACACCUCAGCAAAGUCAGGCACCCAAAGCAGCUACGCCUUUAAGAACUACGUCUGA